Prunus armeniaca (apricot) is the source of this 606-nucleotide messenger RNA. The record is from the annotation of a GenBank genome assembly. Lineage: Eukaryota; Viridiplantae; Streptophyta; Magnoliopsida; Rosales; Rosaceae.
AUGGCGUCUACACUUCUGAAGCGAGCAAGCUACUCUGCAAUGAAAUCAGUGGCCGGAGGUUUCCAAAUGGGAGCUCAAUCAAGAGCCUACGCGGCGGUUGCAGCCGGAACCGACAUAGUCUCGGCCGCACCUAAUGUUUCCCUCCAGAAAGCUCGGACCUGGGACGAAGGCGUCUCCUCGAAUUUCGCCACCACUCCUCUCAAAGACAUCUUCAAGGACAAGAAAGUCGUCAUCUUUGGCCUCCCUGGUGCCUUCACGGGCGUUUGUUCUCAGCAGCAUGUGCCUAGUUACAAGAAGCAAAUUGAUAAGUUUAAGGCUAAAGGGAUUGAUUCUGUGAUUUGCGUAGCUGUUAAUGAUCCAUAUGUUAUGAAUGGCUGGGCAAACAAAAUUGAAGCCAUAGAUGCUAUUGAGUUCUAUGGGGACUUUGAUGGGAGCUUCCACAAAAGCUUGGAAUUGGAUAAAGAUCUCUCUGGUGCUUUGCUUGGACCUCGCUCUCAAAGAUGGUCGGCAUAUGUGGUUGACGGGAAGGUUAAAGUUCUAAAUGUGGAGGAAGUCCCAUCAGACUUCAAGGUUUCUGGAGGGGAUGUUAUUUUGGGACAGAUCUAG